AUGACGCAACCACCACCAUCAACACCUACGCCUCGUCGCUUUUUGCUUUCAAAAAGACCGCCACAAUCACAGCGUACUCCAGUUAGCGGGCCCCCGGUCUUCGCGAGCAGUCAGCGAUUCCAGACAACGCCACGCUUCGCUCAGCCGUCGUCGACACAGCGACCUUCGACACAGCGCCCGCCUUCCACGCCUGGUUUUCCUAGUACGGCACGGCUGCCAAGACACCAGGAUCCUAUCCAUGAUGCGCUGGAUAGUUCUCCGUUGAACAGCUCCCCUCCAGAUGCAACUGCCACUGUGAUACAGUCGGCGCGUUCGACUCUGAAAGCAAGCACGCAGAGGGUGAAGGAGAGGAUCGAAAUCGAUUCAGAUGCCGACAGCAACUCCCAAGAUGACGACGAGGAGCAUAUAUCAAGGCCUAGCCGGCUUGUGGCGAAAGAUUCAAUCGAAAUCGAAUCAGAUGCUCCUGGCGACACGCAAGGCGACACGCAAAGCGACCUUGUGGAGAGGACACCGAAAAGGAGGCGCAUUUCGAUUACACCGACGCAUAGCUGGGAAAACAACGCCAUUGACAACGACACCGCACAUUUGAAGGAGGAGGAUGAUGUUUAUCAUUCCACAAGCGAGCAGAACGAGAUGUUGCUAGACGACAAAGACGCUAUUCUUCCAGAUGAAGACUCACGCAUGAGCGAAGAACCUGAUAUCCCCGACUUUGACGAGACAGAUGUGACUAAAAUACAACCCACGUUCCAGCGUGCACCGCGCUUUAAGGUUUCCGACAUAGAGGCGGCGCGCCAAGAAAGUCUGGCGGUUGCGUUUUCGCCCCAGCGUCGAGGCCCAAAGUAUGUUGCCGGCGGGCUUGCCGCUGAGCUACAAUCGUGGCUAGCAGACGUCAAAGGUUGGGGAGAUGAACAUAGGCCAGCAGACUUGGUCAUGAGGAUUGUUAUCGAUGAGGUACGUCCUGGCAAUAGGAUGUGUAUCGUCAAGGGACGGAGGAUUGUUGAGGCGGGAGAGAUGAGGGAGGAGAUCGCGGCGAGAUUAAUGUUAGCUGGAGAGGGACGGCUGACAGGCUUAGGUCAGAAGGCAUCCGUCGUCGUGGGAAGCAGUGUUGCGAUCUCGCAGCCUGCUUGGGAAGUCGUGCUGCAGGGAACGAAGUGGAUUGUUGCAUGCGAUUGGGCAGUUUUGUGA
Colletotrichum truncatum is the source of this 1185-nucleotide messenger RNA. The record is from RefSeq and is a predicted model, not a curated record. Lineage: Eukaryota; Fungi; Ascomycota; Sordariomycetes; Glomerellales; Glomerellaceae.